AUGACUCAGAAGAUGAAGAUUCAGCACCAGUCUCAGAAUCCGAUUCAGAGGACUUCUCUUCUUCUGAGGAAGGAGCAGUUGAGGCUGGGCGCAUUGGCCGGGGUGGAGGGAAUAGACGGAAUACCAGGGGUUGUUACCGGCGAUGAGAUCUCCGGAGCAUCGGCUGAGGCUGAGGGCUGGUUCGCUGGAGCAGAGGCAGGCGAUUCUAUAGAGGCAGCGGGACUCGAGACUGGAGCAGCGAUGGGAGACUUUACUGGGAUCGUAGUUGGAGGGGAAGCAGGGCUAUUCGCCGGAGUAGAGACUGGACUCCUGGCGGCAGAGGGAGAAGAAACAGGGGAAGUCGCCGGAGCAAAAAUAGGAGACUGCAAAGGAGACGCAAUGGUCGGUGAGGAAACAGGGGGAGUUGCUGGAGGAAAGUCACGGGCUUUUGAAGGAGACGCAAUGGUCCGGGAGGAUCUAGGGGAAGUAACCGGAGCAAAAACAGGGGAUUUAACAGGAGUUGCAAUGGUCCAAGAGGUUCCAGGGGAAGUCGCCGGAGAAAAAACAGGGGAUCUCGGCGGAGCUGCAAUAGUCGGAGACAAAACAGGAGACUUUCUCGGAGAAGAGCGAGGGGAUUUCGCAGGAGUCGCGGUGGUCGGAGAGGAAACAGGGGAACUCGUCGGCGUAAAAACAAUAGAUUUCACAGGAGUCGAAACUGUCCGAGAAGAAUCUGGGGCUUUCGCUGGAGACGUCGCAGGUGUCAUCGGAAAAUGUGCGGCGGGGGAGUCAUGGUUCGCCGGAGGAAGUAGAGUGGGUGUUCGAGAUAAACUCGGAGACUUCGCUGGAGGAUAACUGCGAUGUGGUUUCGCAGGGGAGUGCACUGGAGGACUCGCCGGAGGGGGUUGUCUCUCAGCGAGUCUGGGCGAUUGAACGGGUUCAUUGUCGGCUUGUACAUUACCAGAAAUAGAAAGUGAGAAAACAAUUAAAGAAAGUAGGACAAAACGAUUCAUCGUUUUCUUUUGCCGUCUCGUCUCUGAGGAAAAAAAAAAGAAUUAAGAGUGUUCGCAAGUAAUA
Molecule: messenger RNA, 1053 nt
Organism: Brassica oleracea var. oleracea
Lineage: Eukaryota; Viridiplantae; Streptophyta; Magnoliopsida; Brassicales; Brassicaceae
Exons: 2
Coding region: 1-831 (276 amino acids)
Source: RefSeq, a predicted model, not a curated record